UAUUUUUUUUCUUUUAGAUAAAUAUUACUACAAAUAAUAAUUUAUUUAAAUAAUCAGAUAUACAAGAAUAUUUAAUAUCACAAUCAUUUUGAUAUCCAUCCUCAUAUAAUCCAAUUCUGUCAACAUCCCAUUGCAGGUUCUCAAUCGCCAUCCUCUGAAAAUUGAAAGAUAUGGCAGAAACUGUGUUUACUCGUUUUUUGGAAGGAAUUAAACAUGUGAAAUCUGAACAAGGGGAUAUGAUGACCAAGCCUUUUUUGGAUGUCUGCAAACUUGUUUUGCCAAUUUUAGAUAAAUUUGGCGCUGCUAUGAUGGUGGUAAAAUCUGAUAUUGGUGGUAAUAUAUCGAGGCUGGAAUCUAAGUAUGAUUCAAAUCCUUCCAGAUUUAAUUACCUUUUCAAUUUGGUGCAAGCUGAAGUUGAAACCUCUACUGCCAAGUCAUCUUCUAGUUGUACCAAUGGCCUCCUCUGGCUCACCAGAGCAAUGGAUUUCAUAGUAGAGCUAUUCCGGAAUUUGAGUGAGCAUCAAGAUUGGUCAAUGUCACAAGUUUAUAACGAUGCAUACUCCAAAACCUUGAAGAAAUGGCAUGGUUGGCUUGCUGCUUCAAGUUUUACGGUUGCUGUGAAGCUUGCACCGGACAGGAAGAAGUCCAUGGAGGUUUUAGGCGCAGAAUCUGAAGCUGAUAUGGAAAAGUUCUGCACAGAGUUCUCACCAAUCCUACGAAAGAUCCAUAAGUUUCUUGCGAGUUGUGGAUUGGACAACAUGAAAUCUUCAUGACGGUUUCCAUUUGCAGCUCCUGCAUUAAUUCCUAAUUUCUGCUGCGCAUCAAUCAAGAAACAGUAGAUCUUCACACUAUAGUUUUUUUUUCUCUUAAUUAAUGAAGAUUUGCUAAUUCCAUCAGAAAUUAAUCCUCUAUCUUCACACAUAUUUAUAUUCUUUUUGGACACCAAUUUUGUAACAUUAUCAGGAGCUGCUCGAUUUUUUUUCUUUCAAGGAUACGAUGGAAGAAUCUAUUAAUUACCAAUGAUGACUGUAUAAAAAACUCAUGAAUAUAUCCAUGUUAUUAUUUGGUAUCUA
Messenger RNA from Salvia miltiorrhiza (redroot sage), 1073 nucleotides. RefSeq names its product glycolipid transfer protein 1-like. The record is from RefSeq and is a predicted model, not a curated record. Gene Ontology annotation, molecular function: ceramide 1-phosphate transfer activity; ceramide 1-phosphate binding. Lineage: Eukaryota; Viridiplantae; Streptophyta; Magnoliopsida; Lamiales; Lamiaceae. Gene Ontology annotation, cellular component: cytosol; membrane; cytoplasm. Gene Ontology annotation, biological process: intermembrane lipid transfer; ceramide transport. The transcript is spliced from 7 exons. The coding region runs from base 171 to 773 and encodes 200 amino acids.